This is a messenger RNA of Acanthosepion pharaonis, 789 nucleotides long. NCBI's taxonomy places the organism in Eukaryota, Metazoa, Mollusca, Cephalopoda, Sepiida, Sepiidae. The record is from the annotation of a GenBank genome assembly.
AUGGUCUCAAACAAUCGCUUUUCUCCUCCCCAAUCUAUCUAUCUAUCUAUCUAUAAUCUAUUGACAGAAUAUUUAGUCCUAACUUAUUUUAUUGCUUUUGCGUUUUCGAAACUCAAUCUUUUUUCCCUCCCAUCUAUCUAUCUAUCUAUCUAUCUAUCUAUCUAUCUAUCUAUCUAUAUCUAUCUAUCUAUCUAUCUAUGUCUCAUUAACUCAAUCUUUCUUUUCUCCCUCCCCAUCUAUCUAUCUAUCUAUCUAUCUAUCUAUCUAUCUAUCUAUCUAUCUAUGUAUGUCUCAUUAACUCAAUCUUUCUUUUCUCCCUCCCAUCUAUCUAUCUAUCUAUCUAUCUAUCUAUCUAUCUAUCUAUCUAUCUACCUAUGUCUCAUUAACUCAAUCUUUCUUUUCUCCUCCCCAUCUAUCUAUCUAUCUAUCUAUCUAUCUAUCUAUCUAUCUAUCUAUCUAUCUAUCUAUCUAUCUAACUGUUUUUCAAUUAAUCAAUCUUUCUUUUCUCCCUCCCCUAAUCUAUCUAUCUAUCUAUCUAUCUAUCAUCUAUCUAUCUAUAUGAUGUUCCUAACUCAUUUUAUUGCUUUUGAUGUUUUCAAAUCUCAAACUCAAUCUUUCUUUCUCCCUCCCCAUCUAUCUAUCUAUCUAUCUAUCUAUCUAUCUAUCUAUCUAUCUCUACAUUCGUUAACUCAUUUUAUUGGUUUUCAAGGUCUCAUUGUCAUCUUUCUUUUCUCCCUCCCCAUCUAUCUAUCUAUCUAUCUAUCUAUCUAUGCAUUUAUCGAAUGCUAA